AUGGCUGCAUUGAUGAUGGGAGCGUGUGGGUUGACAAAUAAUCAAAUUGAUGCCAUGUCAAAAUUGAUAUCCAUAAUAUUACUAAUGUCCAAUGUUCCUAAAAAAGUCGUUAACACUGCUAUGAGUUCUUCAACCAUGCAAAGAAGAUUUAUGUUAAUUUCCAAAAAAAACAGAUAUGACCUACAACUAAUCUUCAAACAGUGUGACUAUUAUACACUAAUGGCGGAUUCAGCAAUGUAUAGUGGGGUUGAAUACUUUUCGCUCUUUGUAAGAUUUGUGUUUUCAGAUGGACUAUUUGAAGAAAAGAGAGUCAAAAUAGAAAACUAUGACGGCAAAACAGAUGCUGCGGGGUGGCUCAGUUGGAUAAUGAAAAUAUUGGAAUUGAUGGAUGCUGACCUCAUCAAAUGCAUUGGUGCUUAUUUUGAUGGAGCUUAUGUUCUGAUACGAAAUGGUUGGCUCUCUGGUAAACUCCUGGCUAAAAUAAAAGAGAGAGACGGGCUGAACGGAUUUGAUUCAAACUACUGCUUUUCACAUAGAACAAAUAAAGCGACUGAAAAGUGUUUUGAAUCGCAAUGGGGGCUGGCUAUUGAAAGUUUCUUGGACGGGUUAACAGUUCAGGCAACAAGAACAGCGUGGGAUCAAUUCUGUGCCAAAAAUCAUAUCAAAGGUGCAGUUCUCAAAUUGGUUCAACGAUCCGAAACAAGGUGGCUCCAAACAGUAUUGAUUCUUGAUAAUAUGUUUGAAAAUUUGCCUUCACUUCAAGAAUUUUACAGUGAAAGAGAACAAUACCAAAAACCUUUUGGACCUCGCAACAUUAUGGGUGAGUGUAAUGUCAACUGCAAAUUUGUUUGUUGCGUGUAUGUUCUUCACUCAGAUAGUGCUCAGUAA
Molecule: messenger RNA, 888 nt
Organism: Entamoeba invadens IP1
Lineage: Eukaryota; Evosea; Mastigamoebida; Endamoebidae
Exons: 1
Coding region: 1-888 (295 amino acids)
Source: RefSeq, a predicted model, not a curated record